Messenger RNA from Cotesia congregata, 1236 nucleotides. NCBI's taxonomy places the organism in Eukaryota, Metazoa, Arthropoda, Insecta, Hymenoptera, Braconidae. The record is from the annotation of a GenBank genome assembly.
AUGCAAGAGCACCCUAACUACAAAUACCGACCCAGACGCAGAAAACAGCCUAAAAGACUGUCAGGAGGACCUUCCUCGCCUCCGACAAUUGCGAAUUCCGCAGGAUCUAGGUCGACGCCGAGUGGAAAUUCAGCAUCUGCAUCAGCGGCUCGUCAUUCGACGAAGAUGGAUAAUUAUCAAGGAAUGUCGCAGCUACCGUGGGGUGGCCACUCGCCGAUUUCUUCGAUGUAUCACCAGCAACAGAGCAUGCAGGAUUAUAAGUCUGAAAAUAAUUCUCUGUAUGGCAGUCCUUAUACGCCGAUCGUCCAUACACCUGACAUAUCACCUGUUGCGAGUCCUGAAUCUGAAGGAGAAGGAACACACCUUCAAUCCUCUCAGAACACCGAGGCUGAGAGAGAAUUAAUGGACAGCACAGCUAAACAGCAUAACGAUUUACUAGAACAAAGUAAACGUUACUCGUAUAUGAAUACUGACAAUCAAUUGCACGCUGGACACGCCGGCGGCACAAGCAUAUCUUCCUGUCAGAAUACCGGUGGUUAUACGGAUACUUUGACCUAUAAGAAAUCGAUCGGGUACUUGAAUUUCGAGAGGCAAACAACGAGUAUCGCUGCGGUGGGGAUCGCUAAUGGCAUGAUGGUCUCCUGUAAUAAAUUACGGUCUGGUUUCGACAACGUCGGAUCAGUCACGGGGACCUUCUACCCUCCCGUGGCUUCGCCUCAUGAUCAGACGAUUCACUUCAACAAUCCUCAGCCUUCCAAAUCUACUAAUUACUCGAUGCAGUCCAAUGUCGAGAGUAAUUACAACCAGGUUCAAUGCUCCAAUCGUCAGCAGAAUGUUAAUAUGAGGAACUCCAAUGAACAAUGUCCGAUAUCCCACCGAUACCAAAUGCCCCACCACCAAGACUACCCCGAAACAGGGCAGAACCAGCACAUGCUAGGUCACCUCGAGCCGAUGGCGGAGGAGGAUCAGCAGGAGCUGCAGUUCGACAAGUACUACAAGUACCCCUCGCAUCCCUCAAUCGCCCACUCGAGCAUGAUGUCUCAGAACCUUCUGGACAGCAACCACAACUACGCGAGCGACUUGCGCUACUACUCCCUGCACCCUAGCCAACUGGACAAUUCUAGAAGAGUUUCUACUGCAUGGUACUGCACUAAACUCCGUAGUAAUAUAAAAAGUAAUGUUAUGUAUGUACUCGAGGUUGUAUUACUGUUGUUACGCAGUAGAGUUUAUCUCUAG